This is a messenger RNA of Vigna umbellata (rice bean), 1001 nucleotides long. NCBI's taxonomy places the organism in Eukaryota, Viridiplantae, Streptophyta, Magnoliopsida, Fabales, Fabaceae. The record is from RefSeq and is a predicted model, not a curated record.
AUGAGCCUAUCCCACGCUGACUCCCUCUUCCGCCGCUGCCUCUCCGACUCCCCCGCCUUACUCCCCGCGCUUCUCUCAUGCCUCCACGAUGCCUCCGCCCUCCGCCACCGCGCUCUUCGCUCUCUGCUCCUUCCCCGGCAACCGCAUCCGGGCGGUCGAGUGCGGCGCCGUCUCCGCUCUCCUUCGGAGCGCGGAUUCGGGCUGGAGAGGAGCGUAGAGAUUAUCGGGGUUUUGGCGAAGUGUAAGGAGGGGAGGGAGCAGAUGGUACGGUUUGGCGAGUGCGUGCAGAUUCUUGCUGGUGUGUUGAGGAAUGGAAGCUCCAGGGGAGUUCGGAUGAUAAUGCCAAGGUCAAGAGGAAUUCCUCAUGUUUGAUUCACCUUCUCCGUCAACACCCAUUGGUUGAAUUGAGAUAACGAGUCUGUGAAUGGAUGUCAGCUGGAUCUGGAAUGAAGAAGGAUCAAUUGUAAUGUCGUCUGUGCUGGUGAGUUGAUUCUUUCUUCUUUUUCUUUUUUUCUGAAAUUCCUGCUCUACAAAAUGAGGGUUAUUUUUUGUUGUACAUUGGAAAUAAAAUAAAAAAUGUACCAGUUAUUUCUUGUUAGCAGUCAUAGGAGGAAGCUUUCCUGUUCAGCCAUAGGACACUGGAUUGUAAUGCUUUGAUGUCUGAAAAAUUCUUUGAAUCCAAGCAAAUUUACAAUACUUGGUUAUCAUAUCAUUGUCAGGUCAAUAACUUUCCGGCAUUCUAUGCCAAUCCAAGCUUUCAUUUGAGGAGGGCCAUCUCCUAAAAACUUACAUCAGAAUUUGCCACCGAAACAUGUAAAAUACAGAAGUUGCAACAGAAGUAUGUAAAAGUAAAACCUUUCACGCAAAGCUUUUGAAAACAAGCUUUUAGCGAUCCAUUUAAUUAAUGCAUUGGCGAAAUAUUCCUGAAUCCUAAUGUAUGACAAGUUGGGAAUCAAUUUGCAUCUGGUUGGAUGGUAGUACUUUCUCAAAUGGUUCUCUCC